Molecule: messenger RNA, 628 nt
Organism: Carica papaya (papaya)
Lineage: Eukaryota; Viridiplantae; Streptophyta; Magnoliopsida; Brassicales; Caricaceae
Source: RefSeq, a predicted model, not a curated record
GUGGGUAUUUAUGGCGAUCUGGUCGGGGUUGGUAGUAAUGGUGAAUAGCGUGGUGGAUAUUUUGGUGUUUGCUGCGACGAUGUCGUUUUUGAAAGACACGAAGAAUCCUUUAAAAGGUGACGGUGGAGAUAACAGCGUUAGGGUUUUUAUUUACCGGACGAUUAGCUUGGAUGAUAUCAAGCUGGUAAAAAAUUUCAUGAACGUGACUGUUAAUGAUGUCAUACUCGGGGUGACACAGGCGGGUCUCUCAAAAUAUAUAUACAGGAAAUACGGUGAGAAUAAAAGAGGAGAUAAAAUGACUGAAAUUCCAAAAAGAAUGCGGGUGAGGGCAGCUGUUAUGGCGAACAUAAGAGAAGUUCCUGGGAUUCAGGUACUGGCUAAUAUGAUGGCUAAAGGGUCUAAAGCCAUAUGGGGAAAUUGUAUUGGAUAUAUUCUGAUUCCCUUCACCAUUGCCUUGCAAAAAGACCCUCUGGAUUACAUUCGCACGGCUAAAUCCAUAGUUGACCGCAAGAAGCUCUCUUGUAGCCGCAGGUAUGACGAAAAGAAUAGUAUCCAACACAACAAUGACGUUCUCAAACAUAGUUGGUCCCCUUGAAGAAAUAAGCUUUUAUGGCCAUCCAAUAGCUUA